ACCUCGUCCAGCAGAUGGUUUCGUAUUUACAUCGCGGCUAGCACGUUUGAAUUGGUUUUUUUUUUAAUUACAUAAAAAUCACAUAAAGUUGCAGCAGAUUAAAUGGCACUGCGGUUGAUUAGCCGCUCCUUGGCCACGCAUAUGCGUGGCAUGCAAUUAAACGCCACCAGAAGUGGACUUAAGGAAUAUAACUUUAGCAACGUCUUGGUGUCUCCUGCCUGGACUUGCGGACCAAAUCGCAUGCUGCAUGUGCGGAUUACGGACCAAGAAGCCGGUCUGCAGACCAAACGGCAAGCAAACAGAAGUCACAAUCCGUUUCAAGAAGAGGAGGAACUUCCAUUGGAUGCACCAAAACAGCACAACAAACGGAGAAAAGAAAAACAGCCAAAGGAAAAGGCCACCGAGAAAGUUCUGAACUUCGGUGAUCCGGACACUUUCGGCGAUGCCAAGGUUAACGAGAGUCAAGUCGAAGAUCCUGGAGAUGUGGAGGAGGAGGCUUAUAUAAGCAGACCCACGAGGCAGUCAAAGAAGCUGCAGGCCGUGGAAUACGCUCGGCAGAUUAAGGAUCACCUGAAAGCAAACCGGCUAAAUGAUGCCAUCGCUGUGCUGGAGCAGCGGAUGUUGCGCGAGGAUCGUGCCAAGCCGGACAAAUACAUAUACAACCUACUGAUCAGCGGUUGCGCAAAGGCCGGAUACACCCGCAAGGCCUUUGCUCUGUAUACCAAGAUGCGGCAGCGGGGCCUUCAAGUGACUGGCGGCACCUACACCUCUCUUUUCAACGCCUGCGCCAAUGCUCCCUCCCUCAGCGAUGGCCUGGCCAAGGCUCAGAUCGUCAGGGAGAACAUGCUGGAAAAGGGAUAUGAGCCUAACGUAAAGAACUACAAUGCUAUGAUUAAGGCCUACGGUAGAUGCGGGGAUAUCGACACUGCCUAUCUUCUCGCGGACGAAAUGAAAGAGCGGAAGCUUGAGAUGAAUGCCGAUACGUUCAACUUUCUGUUACAGGCCUGCGCCAGCCACUCGGAGCACGGUUUCAGGCACGCUCUCCUCACCUGGCACAAAAUGCUGCAUAGUGGGAUCAGCCCGGACUACUACAGCUUUACUACAAUGCUCAGAUGUGUGAGGGACUGCAGCUUUGGAGACUUGGAAGCGAUGCGGGAGGUCCUCGAUCAGAUUGCUCCUGCAGCAACUAGACAGAAGCCGGCUCUUCGCUUGGACAGUGUCGAUAAAGAUAAUCUGCCCACUAUAUCUUCAAGUUCCUCAUCGCUUCCUGCCCAAAUAGAGAUGGUCACGACAUCAAGCGAUCUGGAAAUGCCAAAUCUCCUCCUGCCGCGACCUCAUCUGGGCAGUUUGGUGGCCUUGGAGGAGGUGUCUCGUCCACAUGAGCGGUUUCUACUCCUCGGCGGUCUGACAGGCUUUCUGGACCUCAUGAAAGAGCAUAAAGUCACGCCAGAUAUUGAGACAUUCACCACCAUGCUGGAGGUUAUCCCUCCUACCAACACCGCAGAGAAGCAGCUGCUCACUUUCGUCCGCAAGAUCGGGCUAAAGGCGGACAUCGACUUCUUCAAUAUACUUAUCAAAAAGAGAUCCAUGCGCUUCGAUUACGAGAGUGCUCGCGAGGUGCUAGCUAUGAUUCGGACGGCGGGUCUGCAUCCAGAUAUUGUCACCUACGGUGUCCUCGCUCUGGGCUGCCGCACGCAGGAGGAAGCCAGAGAGCUGCUGCAGCAAAUGCAGGUGGCAGGCAUCAAGAUGAAUAUGCCCAUCUUGGGCGCCAUGCUGCGGCAGGGCUGCGCCAAUAAAUCCUUUGGCUACAUCAACGAGAUCAUGCAGUUGAGUCUGGAGGAGGGACUUAAACCCAAUGAGCCAUUUUUGCGUCAUCUGCACAACUUUCACAGGGGAUGUGCCAGGGCCAUUGACGCCAGGCAUCCCACGACUAAGACUGCCGCCUUUAAAAAGGGACACUCGAAAUUCUGUGAUAAGUACCGCCUGUAUUAUGAGGAACUCGGCCUCACCGGUCUCAAGUUGGAGGAUGCCAUUACCAAGAUGAAGGAGCGCCCAUAUGCAAGGUACAAGGAAGAACCCGUUGAGGGAAAAGAACCACUCAAACAUGAGCUGAUCAAACGCAAGACAAAGCUGCGGAAGUACAUCAAGAAAAUCAAGAUAGACAAACUGCAGGAUGAUCCACCCAGAGAGACCUUCAAGAGGAUAGAAUAGGUUUAACAGUUUAACACGCCCAUUAAAGUUUAUUAUU
This is a messenger RNA of Drosophila serrata, 2248 nucleotides long. RefSeq names its product pentatricopeptide repeat-containing protein 1, mitochondrial. The record is from RefSeq and is a predicted model, not a curated record. Gene Ontology annotation, cellular component: mitochondrial matrix. Gene Ontology annotation, biological process: tRNA 3'-end processing. Lineage: Eukaryota; Metazoa; Arthropoda; Insecta; Diptera; Drosophilidae. Gene Ontology annotation, molecular function: protein binding; tRNA binding.